This is a messenger RNA of Scheffersomyces stipitis CBS 6054, 1902 nucleotides long. It is a transcript of the gene SST2, whose product is annotated as GTPase-activating protein. Bases 1 to 1902 code for a protein of 633 amino acids. Gene Ontology annotation, biological process: intracellular signal transduction. The record is from RefSeq and is a predicted model, not a curated record. The transcript is spliced from 2 exons. Lineage: Eukaryota; Fungi; Ascomycota; Pichiomycetes; Serinales; Debaryomycetaceae.
AUGUCAACACAGAUUGUGCCAGAGACCUCCGCAGAGGUCACUAAUAAGAGUAAUCGUACGCUCCAUGAACGAGUUCAAACUGGAUUUCUGAGGACUCCUAGCGGAAAAAUUUACGAAAGAGACAUUAAGGAUAUCUUUUCUUUAUUGAUGAUAUGUUUGAAACUAGAUGAGUGUUCGAAUUUUUCAAAGGUGAAGUUGAACCCACUACACAAAUUGUAUCCAUUUACUUUCUACCUUGAUAAGGCUCUAGAGACAAUGCAGAAUUUAAAAGUAUGCGUAGAGCAGUCUUCAACGACAACAUCAAUCUCAUAUUCAAUUAAUAGAGACUUAAGUUUGGCACUAGUGAAAAAGUUUUAUGAAGCAAAAUUGAUACACUCGGCAGCUCAAAGAACAAGAGCAGAGCCUAAGCAUAAUGUUCCUUUACAACCAACACCUAAAGGGGUCGCAUUGCUUCACUCUUAUUGCAAAAGAAUUGGUAUGAAGAAUGCUGAUUUUCCUCCUAUUCUAAAGAGCAACUUCAAUUCCAUGAAUCUUGUUCAAUUUGACAGAGACCCAGUUACGGAUAGGAUUUUAUAUUCUGAGCAUUUAAUCCAAUUGCUAUUCAAAAAAAUGAUCGGAAUGGAGCCUAACAUUUGGGGAGUGAAAAAUGAACCCGAUCAAAUUAUAACUAUCGACACAAUGAACGAAGAAGAAGCAUUUGAAUUCUUUGAUGUGGCUAUGGGUUCUGGCACGCUUCAUAGUUUUGAAGGGAAUAAUGACUGGAAAAUUGCUGAACACGUCAAUUCCAGGACAAGUGAAAUAGGAAAUAAAACUCCUGGUGCAAUCAUCAGUCCCUUUUAUCAUCGAUAUUUCAGCAAUCCAGAAUCUGAUUCUCAUGUUCAAUAUUACGUUUCGAGUGUAGGGGUCAGACAUUUUGCAUUUAAUGUAUUCAAAACAAAAGGAACCGAAGUUGUGUUGAAUAACUGUCUAUCGGGGAAGGCCAUUAGCCAAUGGUUAACUGACUGCUCCGAUAUAUUGAAUCCAUAUCAUGCAAAAGAACUAGGCAACUUGCUCUUGAGGUAUAAUCUUAUUGAACCAAUUCUAUUUCCACCCUCAAAAUCUUGCGCAGUAAGAUUCAUCGCCGAUAGAGACUGCUUUUACUCAAUUAGCCAGCUUGGAGAAAAAGUUGGUGAUUGGAGCAAAUUUCUUAGAGGUGAAGAUAUUUCAACGCAGGGAGUAAAAAAUAUAGUAGAAGUCAACUUAUUGGGAAGUUGCUUGCAUAAGUUGAAUUCAACCGAUGAAGAUUUUUUUGCAGCCAGCACCAAUGCCAACCUUUCCAAAAUAUUGUUGAAGGAAAUAAUUAAAGAUCCUGGGACCAAAUUCCUUUUCAAGAGCCACUUAGAGAAAGAAUAUUGUUCAGAAAAUCUUGAUGCUUAUCUUCAGUUAAGGCAAUUUGAAGUUAAAGUUACUACAUUAGGAAAGCUUUUACAAUACAAUUCUGUUACUUCAGAUCCCAAUAAUGACAAUAUCCACUUCCAAAUAGAAAAACUUUCGAAUGCUUGCUUGUCGCAAGCGUAUCACAUCUACUUCACAUAUCUUAGUUUGGACUCUCCCUUUGUUUUAAAUAUUGACUACAAGUUGAGAGCGAAGAUUUCUUCAAUCAUGGUAACCUAUGCUUCGACUGUGCAAGAGAUAUCUACUGGCUCAUAUGAAAAAAGCGAAUUAUUGGAAACUAGAUUGGAGCUGGCACAAUCGGACAAGAACAAAGUGGGAAGAGUUUUAAUUUGUUUGUCGGAGAUCAGGAUUGUAUUCAGCGAAAUCUCAAGAGAUAUAUAUCACUUGAUGGAAGUCGACUCAUAUCCAAAAUUCUUGAGUAGUUCCACUUAUAAAGAAAUCCUUUCAACAGUUAAGUUUAGUGAAUGA